This is a messenger RNA of Esox lucius (northern pike), 1586 nucleotides long. Its product is annotated as bcl-2-like protein 1. The record is from RefSeq and is a predicted model, not a curated record. Gene Ontology annotation, molecular function: protein homodimerization activity; protein heterodimerization activity. The transcript is spliced from 3 exons. NCBI's taxonomy places the organism in Eukaryota, Metazoa, Chordata, Actinopteri, Esociformes, Esocidae. Bases 290 to 949 code for a protein of 219 amino acids. Gene Ontology annotation, biological process: intrinsic apoptotic signaling pathway in response to DNA damage; extrinsic apoptotic signaling pathway in absence of ligand; negative regulation of intrinsic apoptotic signaling pathway. Gene Ontology annotation, cellular component: mitochondrial outer membrane.
GUGGAACAUCCGAUCUACAUGACAAAACUGGCCAAUGGCCAACGUGCAUUAUUGGCCUUCGCUUCUGUAAAUAUGUCGAUAUUUUAUAUGCACAAAAAGAAAUCUACAUUUUAAAAAGUCGAUACCUCUCUUGAAAGGUACUUCAGUCACAUUUGCAAUUGGUGUAAUUACUUGUUGCAGUCCGGAGUAAAUUGCUCACUUGUGACAUCAGUUACAGUGAGGUAAGAUGGGAGUGCCGUCAUAGAGUGGAGAGUCCAUGGAUCAAGAGGGUUAACAGAAGGUGGAAAAGAUGUCUUACAGUAAUAGGGAACUGGUGGUGUUUUUUAUAAACUAUAAACUGUCCCAGAGGAAUUAUUCCUGUUGUGAAUUGGAGCUGGAGGGUGCAAGUGGACGGACUGAGGGAGAAGAGGCUACUGCAAAUGGGUCUGUGGGGAAUGGCAGGAACAGCAGACGCAAUUUGGGAAAGCCCUCAACUCCACAGGGGUGCAUGGAGGCAGUGAAAGCAGCACUACGGGACUCUGCAGAUGAGUUUGAGCUGCGCUACACCCGUGCCUUCAGUGAUCUCUCCUCCCAGCUCCACAUCACCCCCGCCACAGCCUACCACAGUUUUGAAAGUGUGAUGGACGAGGUGUUCAGGGAUGGGGUUAACUGGGGUCGUGUGGUGGGCCUGUUUGCUUUCGGCGGGGCCCUAUGUGUUGAGUGUGUUGAGAAGGAUAUGAGCCUCCUAGUGGCACGUAUUGCAGACUGGAUGACCACCUACCUGGACGAACACAUCCAGCCCUGGAUCCAAAUUCAAGGAGGAUGGGAUCGUUUUGCUGACAUUUUUGGCAGAGAUGCAGCUGCAGACAUCCGACGUUCCCAAGAAAGCUUGAGGAAAUGGCUGCUAUUUGGGGUGAUGCUGCUUUCAGGAGUGCUGGUUGGCACUCUCCUCAUGAAGAAACGCCAGUAAAGUGGUAGUAUUCAAGCCACAUUUAGUUUACCCAAGCACAUAUAAACGCUAAAUCAACAAAAAUAGAACUUCAUAGUUUAUGUUUACAUAAGCCCAGUCUGCUAGUGCACUGACAGAAACCUGAUUAAUAGCCCUGGCUAAGACAGUUGUUGGGCAAUUAAUUUGUUGCUUGGUGAGCUGUCUCGCUACUCACCUCCUGUCCUGCGCUCUGUAACUUUAGUUUUUCCCUUUGAAAAGUGAUAUGUAAAAUAACAUUUUGACAUUAUUUUCUUACUAUUAUUAUAAUUAUUAUUAUUAUUAUUAUUAUUAUUAUUAUUAUUGCUUUUAUUUGUAUUAUUUACCUUGAAUAGAGGGUGUUGCAUUUCAGAUGGAAAAUGCGCAAUGGACCUGAUAAGCUAAGAGUGAAUGGGAGAACUACAGCUGGUGUGUUAGAUUUGUGUUACCCUUCAUACAGUAGGACCAACUACAGACAUAUGCCGAUUUACAUUGAAGAUUCCAAAUGGUUGUUUUUAUUUUAUUAGCUCUAAGAUGUUAACCUAACCUCUUUGUUUGAAAUUUUCUUUAAACAUUUUGUUCCUUUCUUGCUGUACUGGAGUUUCAGGCAUGCACUAAAUAAUAAAACAUAUUUAUGUUUUAA